Messenger RNA from Phalacrocorax carbo (great cormorant), 1546 nucleotides. The record is from RefSeq and is a predicted model, not a curated record. NCBI's taxonomy places the organism in Eukaryota, Metazoa, Chordata, Aves, Suliformes, Phalacrocoracidae.
GGCCGGAGGGAGCGGCGGCGCGGCAGGCAGAGCCGCCCGGCCCGCGCCCGGCGGAGGCAGCAGGGCGGGCGGGCUGGCGGGCGGGCGGUGGCUGCGCCCGGGCCCCGCCGCCCCGGCCCCGCCGCCAGGCUCCGCCCGUCGCUCCCAUGGCGCGGCGGCUCCGCGCCAGGUGAGGCUGCGCUGCCUGUUGCGCCGCUGGGGCGCGGGCCGAGCCGAGCCGAGCCGAGCCGAGCCGAGCCGAGCUGAGCCGCCGGCGGCGACACGCCGCGAAGUUUUGCGGGCAGGCGCCGCUCCGCGAUGUGUGCUUCUAAGAAGAGUAUUGACCAUGAGGAAGCCCACAUGUUAGUCGGUUUUUACUAAUCCCAACGAAGAAAAUGAAGCCACGUUUCAGCUUUGCCAGUCCUUUUCCUACCACUGUUGGCUGAAUGAGAAGUGGUCGUGUGAUUAUGCUGACACCCCAGCAUGCAUUUGGUAGACCUGUGGUUAACUCGUUCCCUCUCCAUGUGUCUGCUCUUACAAAGUUUUGUCCUCAUGAUACUGUGCUUUCAUUCUGCCAGUAUGUGCCCGAAAGGCUGCCUCUGUUCUCACUCCGGAGGUCUGAACGUCAGCUGUAGCAAUGCAAACCUCAAGGAAAUACCCAGAGAUCUUCCUCCAGAAACAGUCUUACUUUAUUUGGACUCUAAUCAGAUAACAUCUAUCCCCAAUGAAAUUUUUAAGGACUUGCACCAACUGAGAGUCCUCAAUUUGUCAAAAAAUGGGAUUGAGUUUAUAGACGAACAUGCCUUUAAAGGGGUGGCAGAAACCUUGCAGACUCUGGAUUUGUCCGACAACCGGAUUCAAAGUGUGCACAAAAACGCUUUCAACAACUUAAAGGCCAGAGCCAGGAUUGCAAACAAUCCCUGGCACUGUGACUGCACGCUGCAGCAGGUGUUGAGGAGUAUGGCCUCCAACCACGAGACGGCCAACAACGUCAUCUGCAAGACUUCUGUGCUGGAUGAACACGCGGGGAGACCGUUCCUCAAUGCUGCCAACGAUGCCGACCUCUGCAACCUUCCUAAAAAGACUACCGAUUAUGCCAUGCUGGUCACCAUGUUUGGCUGGUUCACCAUGGUGAUCUCAUAUGUGGUUUAUUACGUCCGGCAAAAUCAGGAGGAUGCAAGGAGGCACCUUGAGUACUUGAAAUCCCUGCCAAGCAGGCAAAAGAAACCAGACGAAGCUGAUGACAUUAGCACUGUGGUAUAGUAUUCUGAAUACAAUGACUGCCUUUGUGAUGGAAACUAGAUUUGGAUGACACUAAAACCAGAGGUUUACUUCUAACAUUCAUUGUAAACAUUAAGACUUUUGGGGUUUUAUUCUGUUUAACCAAAUUACGCCACUGUUGAGCUUUCUAACAAAGUUUUGUCUGGAUGGUAUACUUUAAUUAUUUCUCUGGUGGUAUCCUAAAGCAAGUGAACUAAUAUGUAAACAUUAGUUUAGACCCAUUCCACUAUUUAAUAACGAAAUUUAUUUUUUUAAUUUAAAAACCAAAUAAAAGCUUAAAUUUGAA